Anoplopoma fimbria (sablefish) is the source of this 2371-nucleotide messenger RNA. RefSeq names its product UDP-glucose 6-dehydrogenase (gene ugdh). The coding region runs from base 251 to 1741 and encodes 496 amino acids. NCBI's taxonomy places the organism in Eukaryota, Metazoa, Chordata, Actinopteri, Perciformes, Anoplopomatidae. Gene Ontology annotation, cellular component: nucleus; cytosol. Gene Ontology annotation, biological process: glycosaminoglycan biosynthetic process. Gene Ontology annotation, molecular function: UDP-glucose 6-dehydrogenase activity; NAD binding. The record is from RefSeq and is a predicted model, not a curated record. The transcript has 12 exons.
CCUGCGCUGCUGAGAGUCCUGCCGGCUGAGGUGGGAGCGUCGUCCCUCCUUAAGAGCCUCAGUCUCGGGUUAACGAGGCAGUGCAGCGGCUGAGAGCGGAACCGUGCUGGUGUGAGUGUGAGUGUCGGUUGAAGACAUCCAUCGUUUGGAGCGGAACGGAACGGAACGGAACGGACGGCAGUUUCGACACAUCUAACGGUCACCGCCAUCUGCGCAUUCCUGAAGUCGAUCGACCGUCGAGUUGGCAAAGAUGUUUCAGAUAAAGAGGAUCUGUUGCAUUGGUGCUGGGUACGUAGGAGGCCCGACGUGCAGCGUGAUCGCGCACAUGUGUCCGGAGAUCACGGUGACCGUCGUGGACGUCAACGAGUCCCGCAUCAAAGCCUGGAACUCGGACACCCUGCCCAUAUAUGAGCCGGGUCUGAAAGAUGUGGUUGAAUCAUGCAGGGGGAGAAAUCUGUUUUUCUCUACGGACAUAGACUCAGCCAUCAGGGACGCGGAUCUUGUCUUCAUCUCUGUCAACACCCCGACCAAGACUUACGGGAUGGGGAAGGGUCGUGCGGCCGACCUGAAGUUCAUUGAGGCGUGCGCUCGGCGGAUUGUGGAGGUGUCCGACGGCUACAAGAUUGUCACAGAGAAGAGCACGGUCCCGGUCCGAGCUGCCGAGAGCAUCAGACGGAUAUUCGAUGCCAACACCAAGCCCAGCCUCAACCUACAAGUGCUGUCCAACCCAGAAUUCCUUGCGGAGGGAACAGCGGUGCGGGAUCUGAAGGAGCCGGACCGCGUCCUGAUAGGCGGAGACGAAACGGCCGAAGGUCAAAGGGCGAUCCGAGCGCUGUGUGCCGUCUAUGAGCACUGGGUCUCCAAAGAUCGCAUCAUCACCACCAACACGUGGUCAUCUGAGCUGUCCAAACUGGCAGCCAAUGCAUUCCUGGCACAGCGGAUCAGCAGCAUCAACAGCAUCAGCGCCCUCUGUGAGGCCACCGGGGCCGACGUGGAGGAGGUCGCCAAAGCCAUCGGGAUGGACCAGAGGAUAGGCAGCAAGUUUCUCAAAGCCAGCAUCGGUUUUGGUGGAAGCUGUUUCCAGAAGGACGUGCUGAAUUUGGUUUACCUGUGCGAGGCCCUCAACCUGCCUGAGGUAGCCUCCUACUGGCAGCAGGUGAUCGACAUGAAUGAGUACCAAAGGCGGCGGUUUGCCUGCAGGAUCAUCGACUGCCUCUUCAACACCGUCACCGGGAAAAAGAUCGCUCUGCUGGGCUUCUCCUUCAAAAAAGACACCGGCGACACAAGGGAGUCAUCCAGCAUCUACAUCUCCAAGUAUCUGAUGGAUGAGGGAGCCAAGCUGUUCAUCUACGACCCCAAAGUCCUCAAGGAACAAAUCAUUCAUGACCUCUCCCAGCCACACAUCUCAGAAGACAACCCUGAGAGAGUGUCCGAGCUGGUGACUGUGACCUCUGACCCUUUUGAGGCCUGCCAGGGUGCACAUGCACUGGUCAUCUGCACCGAAUGGGACAUGUUUAAGGAGCUGGACUACGAGAAGAUCUACAAGAAGAUGCUGAAGCCGGCCUUCAUAUUCGACGGCCGCAGAGUGCUGGACCACCUCCACUCUCACCUCCAGAACAUCGGCUUCCAGAUCGAGACCAUCGGUAAGAAAGUGACGGCGACACGAAUCCCCUACACCCCGGCAGCCGUCGGCCCUCGCAUCGCUGCCAGCGAACCUCCGGCCAAGAAAGCCAAAGUCUAGACACACACACACACACACACACACACACACACACACACACACACACACACACACACACACACACACACACACACACACACACACACACACACACACACACACACACACACACACACACACACACACACACCAUUCCUCUCUCAACCGUUUUAUUGCUGGGGAAACAAUUAAUUCAGGCCCAAGCCCACUCUGUGGUUGGUACACGCCUAAGGAUCAAAAGGGCCAGAGCAGCGUGAGUUACUGCUGCCCUGAAGUAGGUCUGAGAGGAAAAAGUAAAGCCUUCAGGCCAAAGCUUUGUGAAUGUGAUCAAGUUAUUGGAAGAAAAUCUCAAACAGCAUUUUCUUUUUUUUAACCGAACAAUUCAGAUGAAGUCAUACAUGCACCUCCGAUUUGAAUUGUAUACUAUUAGCCAGAGUCUUCUUUCUUACAGUAUCACUUUUUAAAUCAAGUAUUGUUGCUUAAUUGCAAAACAAAUUUUUAUACGGUUUUAAAAAAAUAUUUUUAUAAAUCAUUACACUGUAUGUCAGUCAGUGUUUGUCCUCUGUAUAAGUGACUUCAUAAUACAAAACGGCGAUGCAAUAAAAUGUGACGGGUGUCCUAUUUCCUGUUUAUUAUUCCAACUCCAAAAAA